Microcebus murinus (gray mouse lemur) is the source of this 1378-nucleotide messenger RNA. RefSeq names its product homeobox B13 (gene HOXB13). Gene Ontology annotation, molecular function: DNA-binding transcription factor activity, RNA polymerase II-specific; DNA binding. Lineage: Eukaryota; Metazoa; Chordata; Mammalia; Primates; Cheirogaleidae. Gene Ontology annotation, biological process: regulation of DNA-templated transcription. The record is from RefSeq and is a predicted model, not a curated record.
CGAAUGCAGGCGCCUAGCGAGCUGGGAGCGAUUUAAAACGCUUUGGAUUCCCCCGGCCUGGGUGGGGAGAGCGAGCUGGGUGCCCCCUAUAUUUCCCACCCGCAGCGCCCCAUGAGCCGUCUCUCGGCCCCAUGGAGCUCGGCAAUUAUGCCACCUUGGACGGGGCCAAGGAUAUGGAAGGCUUGCUGGGGGCGGGAGGCGGUCGGAAUCUAGUCGCCCACUCCCCGCUGACCAGCCACCCCGCGACGCCUACGCUGAUGCCCGCUGUCAACUAUGCCCCCCUGGAUCUGCCAGGCUCUGCGGAACCCCCAAAGCAGUGCCAUCCGUGCCCCGGGGUUCCCCAGGGGGCGUCUCCAGCUCCUGUGCCUUAUGGCUACUUUGGAGGCGGGUACUACUCCUGCCGAGUGUCCCGGAGCUCGCUGAAACCCUGUGCCCAGGCGGCCACACUGGCUGCAUACCCUGCGGAGACUGCUGCGGCCGCCGGGGAGGAGUAUCCUGGCCGCCCCACUGAGUUUGCCUUCUAUCCGGGGUACCCGGGAACAUACCAGCCUAUGGCCAGUUACCUGGAUGUGUCAGUGGUGCAGACCCUGGGCGCUCCCGGGGAGCCUCGCCAUGACUCCCUGCUGCCCGUGGACAGUUACCAGUCCUGGGCCCUCGCCGGUGGCUGGAACAGCCAGAUGUGUUGCCAGGGAGAACAGAAUCCACCGGGUCCCUUCUGGAAGGCAGCAUUUGCAGACUCCAGCGCUCAGCACCCUUCAGAGGGCUGCGCCUUCCGUCGCGGCCGCAAGAAGCGCAUUCCCUACAGCAAGGGGCAAUUGCGCGAGCUGGAGCGAGAGUACUCGGCUAACAAGUUCAUCACGAAGGACAAGAGGCGCAAGAUCUCAGCGGCCACCAGCCUUUCUGAGCGCCAGAUUACCAUCUGGUUUCAGAACCGCCGGGUCAAGGAGAAGAAGGUUCUUGCCAAAGUCAAGACCAGCGCUACCCCUUGAAGGAUCUCCCUGGCUGGGAGUGGGAGGAAGUGGUGGUGUCCUGGGGGACCAGGAACCUGGGGCCAAGGACUCUGAUGAGGGGCCCCCAGAAAUGACACCCUUCCCGGGCCACUGGCUCCUGGAUUGUUAGCUCAGGGGUGGCCUGGGUACCCCACAUGUGCCCAGAGAGCAAGGCCUGGUGUUACAGCCCACUCUGCCAGUGUUCCCAAAGAACUUGUCCCAUUCAUAAUCAUUCAUCCUGACAGUGGCAAUAAUCACAAUAACCAGUAGUAGUUGCCAUGAUAAUUAGCCUCAUAUUUUCUAUCUAGAGCUCUAUAGAGCACUUUAGAAAACGCUUUCAUGAAUUCAGCUGAUUUUGAAUAAACUUGGAAGGAGAUCUCUUGGCAAGG